Messenger RNA from Pogona vitticeps (central bearded dragon), 4585 nucleotides. NCBI's taxonomy places the organism in Eukaryota, Metazoa, Chordata, Lepidosauria, Squamata, Agamidae. The record is from RefSeq and is a predicted model, not a curated record.
UGCCAGGCAAGUUGUGAAGUAUUCAUGACACCAUUAGCUGACAGCAGAGGAGAGCUGAAACUGCCUGGUGGUGAAGCCUGCUUUUGGCACUGUACUACAGAGGCAAGAGUGAAACGCUGGCAGAUUCUCUGACGGUUUGAGCAAUGCCUUUGUGUCAGAUUCCGGACAUACGUUGAUGGGAACAUUUCCAUCCAUCUAAUGAGACGUGGUCGGUCACCCCAGGCCCCAUGGAGAAUCCGACCCCAGAGACCUUCGUGGACGUGGACCAAAGCAUUUGCCUUGGGUUCCUCUCGCUGAUGUGCUUCUUCCUCAUGCUCAUGAUGGUGCGGUGCGCCAAGCUGAUUGUGGACCCAUACAGUGCCAUCCCAACCUCCACGUGGGAAGAGGAGCAGCUUGACUGAUGGUGUCUGUCGGUGUGCAUGACACUGAAGGGAAAAGGUUGGGUAAAUUUGAGUCUGACCUGUUGUGACAGUGAAAGAGGAGAGGGAGCUUCUGCCACUAUGGCGGAGUCCCCAGAGAUGAUGGAGCUUCAGCGAGAGGUGAUGGAGGAGCUCGGCAUCUCCCUGGAGGAUCUCAGGCAGCUGAUUGAAGAGGAGCUGGAAAAGUCGGAGUCCAUCAAGCAGCGGAAGCAGGAGUUGGAGUCCCUGGAGGAGUGCGUGAAGCAGAAGGAGGCGGAGGUGGCCCACGUGGACCAGCUCCUGGACAGUGCUGUGAAAGCUGUAGAUAAAUGUGAGGUGCUAGUGAAGGAUGUAUAUGCAAAUUUGGGCCUGGAGUACCGGGAGACGGACUCAGAAGAAGAGAUAGGCUCUUCCAAACCUACAGAAGUGAUUGAGAUACCAGAUGAGGAUGAUGACGACAUCAUGAGUAUUGACUCAGAUGCAAAUAACAAAAUUGCGAAGGACCAAUCAUUGCUCAGAGAAGCCAUGGCUGCCAUGAGGAAGUCCGCUCAGGAUGUACAGAAGUUCAUGGACGCAGUGAAUAAAAAGUCCAAUAGCUUUGACUUCCAGAGAGGAUCCCAGCAGCUGAGCCCCGGCUGCGAGAUUACCCAGGACGGGGACCUUGCUGUCGGCGACCGGGUCCUGGGCAAGAAGCGGACCAAGACGUGGCACAAGGGCACCCUGAUCGCCAUCCAGAACGUGGGUCCUGGGAAGAAAUACAAGGUGAAGUUUGAUAACAAAGGAAAAAGCCUGCUGUCAGGCAACCAUAUUGCUUACGAUUCCCACCCGCACGCUGACAAGCUUCACGUGGGGAGCCGGGUUGUGGCCAAAUACAAGGACGGAAACCAGGUGUGGCUUUACGCUGGCAUCGUGGCUGAGACGCCCAACAUCAAGAACAAGAUGAGGUUCCUCAUCUUUUUUGACGAUGGCUAUGCCUCCUACGUCAUCCAGCCUGAGCUCUACCUAAUCUGCAGACCCCUCAAGAAGUCCUGGGAGGAUAUCGAAGACAUCUCGUGCCGGGAUUUUAUCGAGGAGUACAUCACCGCCUAUCCCAACCGGCCGAUGGUGUUGCUCAAGAGCGGCCAGCAGAUCAAGACCGAGUGGGACGGGACCUGGUGGAAAUCUCGCGUGGAGGAAGUGGAUGGUAGUUUGGUCAAAAUCCUCUUCCUAGUAGGCCCGGCUCAGGAUGACAAGCGCUGUGAGUGGAUCUACCGGGGCUCCACCCGCCUGGAGCCCAUGUUCAGCAUGAAGACCUCCACCGCCUCUACCCUGGAAAAGAAACAGGGAGGGCAAAUGAGGACUCGCCCAAAUGUCGGCGCCGUGCGGAGCAAAGGGCCAGUGGUCCAGUACACACAGGACCUAACGGGGACCAGCCCUCAGCAGCAGUUCAAGCCCGUGGAGCAGCCCCCGGUGCCUGUCGCGGUGUCCCAGCCAGUUUCCCCACCGCAGUUCAUUGAAGUGGAUAGCCCCGACAGCCAGCUCUCCCAGGCCAAGAAGCAGCAGGUGGCAAAGAAGAGCACAUCUUUCUUGCGCCCUGGCUCGGUGGGAUCGGGGCCACCCUCUCCAUCCUCCCCAGUCCCGAGCGAAACGCCCCCCGUCGGCAGGACAGGGGUGACGCAACAGUUCCGGUUCUCGGGCGCCCAGCCUGCGGGCAGCCCUGCCCAGCCGUUCCACAACAUGCUGGACCAGGUGCCCAACGAGCCCUCGUACCGAGCCCCCGUGGAGAAGCUGUUCUACCUGCCCCACGUCUGCAGCUACACCUGCCUCUCCCGGGUGCGCCCGUACUGCACCGACCAGUACCGUAGCAAGAACCCCCUCCUCAUCCCGCUCCUCUACGACUUCCGGCGCAUGACGGCCCGCCGGCGCAUCAACCGCAAGACGGGCUUCCACGUCAUCUACAAGACUCCCUGCGGCCUGUGCCUGCGCAGCAUGGCCGAGAUCGAGCGCUACCUCUUUGAGACGGAGUGCGACUUCCUUUUCCUGGAGAUGUUCUGCCUGGACCCCUACGUCCUGGUGGACCGGAAGUUCCAGCCGUACAGGCCGUUCUACUACAUCCUGGACAUCACCAACGGCAAGGAGGACGUCCCCCUCUCCUGCGUCAACGAGAUCGACAACACCCCGCCCCCGCAGGUGGCCUACAGCAAGGAGCGCAUCCCCGGCAACGGGGUCUUCAUCAACACCCGGGCUGAGUUCCUGGUUGGCUGUGACUGUGAGGAUGGCUGCCGGGACAAAUCUAAAUGCGCCUGCCACCAGCUCACCAUCCAGGCCACUGCUUGCACCCCCGGAGGCCAGAUCAACCCCAAUUCCGGAUACCAAUACAAGAGGCUGGAGGAGUGCCUUCCGACAGGAGUGUACGAGUGCAACAAGCGCUGCAGGUGCAACCGGAACAUGUGCACCAACCGCCUGGUGCAGCAUGGCCUCCAGGUGCGGCUGCAGCUGUUCAAGACCCAGAACAAGGGUUGGGGCAUCCGUUGCCUGGACGACAUUGCCAAGGGCUCUUUCGUCUGCAUCUACGCUGGGAAAAUUCUGACGGAUGACUUUGCCGACAAAGAGGGCCUGGAGAUGGGCGACGAGUACUUUGCCAACCUGGACCACAUUGAGAGCGUGGAGAACUCGAAGGAAGGCUACGAGAGCGAGGCCAAGUGCUCCUCGGACAGCAGCGGUGUGAACCUGAAAGACGACGACGACGAGAACACGGCCUCCGAGGAGCCCGAGGAGUCCAACGAGGACAGCUCGGAUGACAACUUCUGCAAGGACGAGGACUUCAGCACCAGCUCGGUCUGGCGCAGCUACGCCACCCGGCGCCAGACGCGGGGCCAGCGGGAGAACGGCCUCUCGGAGACGGCGUCGAAGGACUCAGGGCUGGCCCGGCAGGUCAGCCACGAGGAGGCCGCCCCCUGCAAGCCCCCGCUCUCGGAGGAGACCUCCAAGAACAAGGUGGCCUCCUGGCUCAGCUCCAAUACCCUGGCCGACGGCUUUCAGGACAGCGACAGCCGGUCCUCCUUUCGGGCACAGGAGCUGCCACCGCCACCUGCCAAGGCCGAGCCGGCGGAGAGCGAGAGGACCGGGGUGGCUGGGAAAGAGGAGUUCAUCCCGGAGGGUGACCUGAAGGUCAAGAAGAAAGAGGUAACAGGGGAAUCUGAAGACCACGGCAAAAUGUCUCUAGUGGGCAAUCUAGGCAGGUUAUAUGGCUACAACCCUAACCCAACAAUACCUGAAGGGGUCCGGAGGCCGGUCAGCAAAACAGCCUUGCAUCAGAACCGAAGGCAGUCCGACCAUCCGCAGCCCACCAAAGACGACAUCCUCAUGCUAUCGAGCAGCACCGACAGCGAGGGAGACAAUGGCCGAGGGACCUCCGGGCAGGCGCCAGGCAAUGCCAACGACAGCGACGACAUCCAGACCAUUUCCUCGGGCUCAGAUCUGGAGGAAAAAAAGAACUCCCCUUCCGGGCUGGGCCCCGUGAAACGGCAGGUGGCCGUGAAGUCCACCCGAGGCUUUGCCUUGAAGUCCACCCACGGCAUCGCCAUCAAGUCCACCAACCUGGCCUCCGGGGAGAACAUGCCGGUCCGGAGAAACACGCGCCAGUUCUAUGACGGCGAGGAAUCGUGCUACAUCAUUGAUGCCAAGCUGGAAGGCAACCUUGGCCGAUACCUCAACCAUAGCUGCAGCCCCAACCUCUUUGUGCAGAACGUCUUUGUGGAUACGCAUGACCUUCGCUUUCCCUGGGUGGCCUUCUUCGCAAGCAAGAGGAUCCGCGCUGGCACGGAGCUUACGUGGGACUACAACUACGAAGUGGGAAGCGUGGAAGGCAAGGAGCUUCUCUGCUGCUGCGGGGCCAUUGAAUGCCGAGGACGCUUGUUAUAAGGCGAGCCGGAGGCCGUGGGGUACAUGGCGGUUUCUGCGUCCCCCCCGCCCCCUUGGAGGGGACAGCAAAACAAGUCUAUUCCCACAGAAGGCGACACUCCACCUCCUCAUGUACCCAGGUCUUGGGGGCUUUUUUCCCCCCCAGUGGCUGGUUUUCUCACCCUUCGUGUUGACUGUGUUUGCAGGGCAUUCGUACUGUGUUUGUAAAGGACAUUUUCUCCCCCCCCCACCCCCUUUUUUUUUCUUCCAUUGUUCGUAAAACAAUAAAACAAUCCUGAUUACAA